AUGUCAAACUUUCCCGUUAGUAACUCCACAUCUUUCUUUCAAGCUUAUGCCAAUUUCAACCAGUUGGAUAACCUUAAUAUUUUAGAGAAGGUUUGGGGGGCUUACUAUUAUUACAUAAAUAAUGAUUUGUUCGCUACUGGAUUACUUAUUUUCUGCCUUCAUGAGUUCAUGUAUUUUGGUAGAUCAGUUCCAUGGGCAAUUAUUGAUCGUGUUCCUUACUUUAGAAAGUAUAAGAUUCAAGAUACAAAGUUACCAUCAAAUCAGGAACAAUGGGAAUGUAUGAAAUCUGUCUUAACAUCUCAUUUCCUCGUUGAAGCUUUCCCUAUUUGGUUUUUCCAUCCUUUAUGUGAAAGGAUUGAUAUCAAGUUCCAAGUGCCUUUCCCUCCUGUCACUACUGUUUUAACUCAGUUGGCAAUUUUCUUUGUAUUGGAAGACGCAUGGCAUUAUUGGCUUCACAGAGGCUUACACUAUGGUGUAUUCUAUAAGUAUAUUCAUAAACAACACCACAGAUAUGCAGCUCCAUUCGGUUUGACUGCUGAAUAUGCUCAUCCAAUUGAAGUUGCAUUGUUGGGUUUUGGUACUGUUGGUAUCCCAGUCAUUUACUGUUACUUCACUAGAAAUUUACAUCUUUUUACCAUUUGCUUAUGGAUUACCCUUAGAUUAUUUCAAGCUGUUGAUGCUCAUUCUGGUUACGAAUUCCCUUGGUCCUUGCAUCACUUUCUUCCAUUUUGGGCUGGCGCUGAUCAUCAUGAUGAACACCACCACCAUUUCAUUGGCUCAUAUGCUUCAAGUUUCAGAUGGUGGGACUAUGUUUUGGACACUGAAGCAGGUCCAAAACCACAUAAGGCAAGAGAAGAUAGAAUGAAGGCUAAGGCUGAAGUCAAUGCAAAGAAGGCUCAAUAA
Lizanozyma spartinae is the source of this 903-nucleotide messenger RNA. It is a transcript of the gene ERG25, whose product is annotated as methylsterol monooxygenase. The record is from RefSeq and is a predicted model, not a curated record. NCBI's taxonomy places the organism in Eukaryota, Fungi, Ascomycota, Pichiomycetes, Serinales, Debaryomycetaceae. The coding region runs from base 1 to 903 and encodes 300 amino acids. Gene Ontology annotation, molecular function: C-4 methylsterol oxidase activity; iron ion binding. Gene Ontology annotation, biological process: ergosterol biosynthetic process. The transcript has 2 exons.